Molecule: messenger RNA, 591 nt
Organism: Plasmodium relictum
Lineage: Eukaryota; Apicomplexa; Aconoidasida; Haemosporida; Plasmodiidae
Product: conserved Plasmodium protein, unknown function
Exons: 6
Coding region: 1-591 (196 amino acids)
Source: RefSeq, a predicted model, not a curated record
AUGUUUAAAAUAAACUAUGUAUACUUAUUUAUUCAUUUUUAUUUACUAGUCUACAUAAAAUGCAUUGUUACUGAUUCUUGCGAUAAGACUAACUUGCAUAAUUGUUCUAGUAUAUAUUGUUCACAUAAUAAAUUAUCAAAUAUAUAUGAGAAUUCUAAAUAUAUAUUAACAGAGCUAGAAAAUUUACUAUAUGAUUUAAGAGAUGAAAAAAAUUCACAUCAAUUAGAAAAUGAACUUGAUAAAAAAUUAGAUUUUGAAAUAAAGUUCCCUAUUUCUAAGGAUUACGAUGAUUUGACGUAUUUAACUUCAGAUGAAGAAUCCGAAAAUGAAAGUAAAUAUAGAGAGCCAGUUCCUUAUAUAACUAUAGAUAGAUUAAACGAAGAUUUAGAUGAUAUGGAGAAGUCUCUUUUAAAUUAUAAUAUAAAUAAGAUAGACAACUCAGCAAAUAGACCUUUACAAAGUGAUGAAGAAAUUGAUGUUGCUCUUUCAAGAAUACAUGAUUUUGAAGAACAACAAAAAAACUUUAAGGAAGAAAUGAGUAAAUACAAUUUUAAGAGAUAUUUAAGAUCACAUAUAAAAGAAAACACUUAA